Molecule: messenger RNA, 933 nt
Organism: Odocoileus virginianus texanus
Lineage: Eukaryota; Metazoa; Chordata; Mammalia; Artiodactyla; Cervidae
Product: olfactory receptor-like protein OLF2
Biological process (GO): G protein-coupled receptor signaling pathway
Cellular component (GO): membrane
Molecular function (GO): odorant binding; olfactory receptor activity; G protein-coupled receptor activity
Source: RefSeq, a predicted model, not a curated record
AUGGAUGGGGAAAAUUGCACUUCCUUGAAAGAAUUCCUUCUCUUGGGAAUUAGUAGUAGCCCGGUAAUCAAAGUGACUCUAUUUACCACGUUUCUGGUUGUUUAUAUCAUUAUUCUCGUUGCAAAUCUUGGGAUGAUGGUUUUAGUUAGAACAGACCCCCAGUUGCACACACCCAUGUUUUUCCUCAGCCACCUCUCCUUCAGCGACCUCUGCUAUUCCACAGCCAUUGGACCCAGGAUGCUUGUAGGCUUCCUCAUCAAGAACAAAUCAAUCUCCUUCUAUGGCUGUGCUCUGUAAUUCCUGAUCUUCUGUACCUUUGCAGAUUCUGAGUGUCUGCUGUUGGCAGUCACAGCCUCUGAUCGGCACAUGGCUAUUAGCAACCCCUUGCUUUAUACAGUCAAGAUGUCCGGCAAGGUGUGCUCGCUGCUGAUGGCUGGGGUUUAUAUGGUGGGAAUUACGGAUGCUUUGACAAUUACAGUAUUAACUUUCCACUUAUGUUUCUGUGGGUCAAAUGAAAUUAACCAUUUCUUCUGUGAUGUUCCUCCUCUCCUCUUGCUAUCUUGCUCAGAUACACAGGUCAAUGAAUUAGUGAUGUUUAUCACUUUUGGCUUCAUUGAACUGAUUGCACUUUCAGGUCUUUUUGUGUCUUACUGUUACAUCAUCCUAGCAGUGAUAAAGAUUCGCUCUGCUGAAGGGAGGUUCAAGGCUUUCUCCACCUGCAGCUCCCACCUAACUGCUGUGGCAAUUUUCCAGGGAACUCUGCUCUUCAUGUAUUUCAGGCCAAGUACUUCCUACUCUCUAGACGAAGAUAAAACGACCUCCUUGUUUUAUACCCUUGUGAUUCCCAUGUUAAAUCCUCUGAUUUACAGCCUACGGAACAAAGACGUGGAAGAGGCUCUGAUGAAAUGUAAAAAUAAAAAAUGGUUCCAUUGA